AUGGCGACCCGCGACCGCGACGUUGAGCCGUCAUCGGCGCGUCCCUCAACCUCAGAUCGAGACCGGGACCGCGACGGACUCGGAGGGCAGUCGGGUCCGAUCCCGCUGUUCGACCAAAACCUGCGCGUCCUAGGCGAAUCCUACCUUGCUUUCUUCCAGGAGCGGAAACGAAUCGAGGAAAUCUACAUCGACUCCUUGCUCAAACUUCACCGAAAGGUCCAGGCGAUUGAUACCAGCAUUGAUUACCGCUUGGAACCCAGCACUACCCGUAGCGCAUGGUCGGAGGUUCGGGAUAACGUCGAGCGGGAGGCACAAACCCGACAAGCCUUCCUCAACACCCUCGCAUCCGAGGUUAUCACCCCUCUCGUCGCCCUCCGCGACUCGCAAGACCGGACGCGAAAGCGCAUCAAGGAGGACCUGAAAGACUCGCUCACGGCCUACACCGACUACGCCGAGAACACGCUCCCCAAGCUCAAGCGCGUCUACCUCAAGAAAUGCCAAGACGUCGAGGACUACAAAACCGCCGCCUCUGCGACGUCUCCGAUACCCACCUCGAACGUCGCCUUGAACUCUCCCGAAUUCUCCGCGCUACCCAGCAACGUCAGGACACGAGCGAGCGUCGACAAUCCCGGCCGGCCCACCGUGACCGCACCGCAGCCACUCAGGCCGCUGGAUCGACGCCCGUCAGGCAGUACAGGGCCCAUAUCGCGCAAUCGCUCCCCCUCGACGUCAACCGGCACUGCGCUCUCCGACCUCGCGCAGCACGGCAAGAAGCAGUUCAACCAACUCGUAACCUCUUUUCUCGAUAAGCGCGAGACCAUGAAGGACGGCCUAUCCUCCUCGCGCUCGUCCGACGCGGCAUUGCGCCACGUACGAGCCAAGAGGGAAGCGGACGAGGCGGACAAGGAGUACCGGCGCGCGGUGCAUUGGCUGGAAACCCUACGCAUACGGCGUAGCAAGACCUUGGAAGCGGCGUACAAGAGCAUGGAGCUGUUCGUGAACGAGAUGAGCGGGGCGAUGAAGGGCGUCCUGGAGCGAUAUACGGAUAACAUGAUAGCGACCCAGACGACCCUCUCCCAACUAUCCACCCACCUCCGCACCUUCGUGGAUCGCAUCUCGCCUACCAAGGACGCCUCCGCUCUCGCCGCGCGCCUCCCGCGCGCCCUCGCGUCCUCGGUCCCGAAGCCGAUCCUCUACUACAACUAUCACGUUGGCGAGUGCGCCGAUCUCAUUUUUGGCGUGUCGCUCGUCGACUACGCGACCAGCCGCGCUUUGCCCGACGGCGAGGUGCCCAAGAUCGUGCGCAUCUGCCUGAGGGAGAUUGAGGGGAGAGGAUUAGACGCUGAGGGUAUAUAUCGGGUAUCCGGGCGGCAUGCCAUCGUGCAAGAACUCCAGCACAAGAUCGAGCGGAACGAGCGGGCGUUCAAGUUCAACCCGCUCACGGACGAUGUCUAUGCCGUCGCGUCCUUGCUAAAGUUGUACCUGCGUGAGCUCCCUGAACCCGUUUUCCGCUUCUCACUUCAAGAUCGAAUCCAACACUCCGAAGACCUAGACGACCACGUCGCGAACCACUUCGUACUCCUUCGCUCGAAGAUCCGACGCCUACCCGCUGUACACCAAGCGACUCUUCGGGCUCUACUGGAGCACCUCAAUCGCGUCGUCGCCCGAAGCGAGAAGAACAAGAUGGACGCAAAGAACCUCGCCAUCGUGUUCGGGACCGUUAUUUUCGGCGAGGACGAGCUCCCGAAGCAGAGCGCGGACUUGCUGGCGGUGCAGAGCUACAAGGACUCCAUGAUGGAAGAUCUCAUUGAACAUGCCUCAGCCAUUUAUGAGGACGCGCCACACCCUCCGCUAGGCCAUGCACAAGCGCAGGGGCAGCCGCCGUCUCCACCACUACCCCCUGCUCCUUCCGGUGAACCGGCGCCGACAUACCCGCUUGGGUCAUCAUACACGAAGGUGACGACCGUACCGCCGAUGCCUCCUCGACCAACGCAACCUCAGCCACACGGAGGACCGGUAUCUCAGCCUGCCGUCGUGGUCGCCGCAUCCGCGACGGCGGGUGCGAAUGCGGACCAAGGAGCGAGCAGAAGCGCUGGAGACAAGGAGAAGGAACGCGAGAAAGACUUCACGCCGCAGCUGCCUCUGAGGCCGACGAGCAGCAUUCACCCUGGCGCGCGAGGGCCUACGACACCGCGAACCGAGAGGGCCGAGCCGAUGUCACCGCUCUCGCCUACGAGACCCAAUGCGGGUCCCUUGUCGAACCGGACAGCAACGCAAUCGCAGCCCUACCCUGGCCAGCCUCAGCAGACGGACGUCAAGGCGCCGAUGUCUCCACCGCUGUCGCCACGGCGGGUGCCACCUACGCUGCCGACGCGCCCUCCGGGCGCCAUGGCGCCGAGCAUAUCACCAUCGACGUCUGAGCAAACGAUACGCGAUACGAUCGGCGAGGAGGAGGUUGAUACCCUCGGGAGGACGGCUACGGUGAGAGCAGCGGAGAGGCCCCGUUCGCGUGCACCGGAGCCGCUGCGUCUGGAUACGGCUACCGGAGGGUCGGCAGCAGGUGGCGACGCGGAUCGGAGCGCAAGGCCGUCGCCGGUGAGGACCGAUUCGUCGCGUACGACGGAUACGUUUGCGAGUGCGAGGAGCGCGCCCGCGACUCCGGAUGAGAUGGGGGUACUGGUUUCGCGAGAGGAGGACCCAACGCCGAGGCCGCAUGCUAAGGGCGCGAGCGGGUGAGGUACUGGUAGCGCUUGAUGAACUGGAUUGUGAUGAUACCCAUUGGUCGGACCGAAGCUGCAGGGGUGGGAUUGAUUGGAUGGUAUAUCGGUCGUGGUGUGAUAACCCGAAAUCAACAUGUGUCUGAAG
Messenger RNA from Punctularia strigosozonata HHB-11173 SS5, 2865 nucleotides. Its product is annotated as RhoGAP-domain-containing protein. Bases 1 to 2736 code for a protein of 911 amino acids. Gene Ontology annotation, biological process: regulation of GTPase activity; signal transduction. NCBI's taxonomy places the organism in Eukaryota, Fungi, Basidiomycota, Agaricomycetes, Corticiales, Punctulariaceae. Gene Ontology annotation, cellular component: cytoplasm. The transcript is spliced from 9 exons. The record is from RefSeq and is a predicted model, not a curated record.